Messenger RNA from Theobroma umbraticum, 1155 nucleotides. Lineage: Eukaryota; Viridiplantae; Streptophyta; Magnoliopsida; Malvales; Malvaceae. The record is from RefSeq and is a predicted model, not a curated record.
GAGCCGUACUACUGUUUUACGGUGAACAUGGAGGAAAGAACUGAUGUUGCUCAUACUCAAAAUAGCUUAAACCCAGAAGCUCCGGAGUUUUUCCCUGCUAGAAAUGCUCUAGUUUCAGAUCCUUGUCCCGUGUUUUCACCCAAAAACCCUCCUUUGCUUCACUAUCAAACCCUACCAUCUCCUUAUCCCCAUGCUUUCUCAGCUCCACUCUACUCUCACCCUUUUUACCCCUACCCACAUCAGCAUGCGGUACCGCUCCAUUUCUUCACCCCAGAGAAGGCGGCUGUUGCUGCGCCGGUGACUGAACCGGUCUCUUCCUUGCUGGAACCUUUGAACACUGAGAUGGUGCUUGAAGAAGAAGCGCAGAAGCCCAAAGUCAUGGGUCGAAAGGAAAACGUGGGAGGUGCCAGGAGAAGCAAUAGAAGUAAGCAUUUUUUGAGGAAUAAAAGAUAUGGGAAAGAAGGGUUUGUAAGGGCUGAUCACGGUCAAUCGCGCAAGAAACACUGGAGGGCUAAGCCUGGUAGUGAUGCUGGAGACCAUCAUUUUGGUAGAAAUUUUGAAGCUUCGUUUGACUACCCAAGGAAUGUUCAAGUUUGGGCCUGUAAUAACAAGAGAGAGAAACAUCCACCGAUUCCACUAAAAUAUGACGGAAAGGAAACGACGAUCAUGAUAAGGAACGUACCAAACAGAUACACGCGGGAGAUGUUGAAGGAUUUUCUUGACCAGCAUUGCAUGCUGACGAAUAGAGAUCAGGUACAAUCCCAGAAUGUUGAUGCAGAUGAAGAACCUUUAUUGUCAGCGUUCGAUUUCCUGUACCUUCCGAUGGAUUUUGUUACCAAGUCAAACAAGGGUUAUGCAUUUGUAAACUUCACAAGCCCACAAGCUGCUAGGAAGUUUUUCGAUGCAUGGCACCAUAAACGUUGGCAAUAUUUUCAGUCACACAAGAUUUGUGAAAUAUAUUGUGCUAAACUCCAGGGCAUGGAGCAGCUGGUGAACCACUUUGAGAGGAUGGAAUUUCCUUCUGAGGACUUCCAACCAGUGAGUUUCGACCCAUCUCGUGAUGGUUCAAAGCAAUUGGCGGAAGAAACCAGAGUCGGAAGAUGCAGAGGCUCUAGGUGUACCAAACCAAAUCUAAGUCACUAGCUGGUGACAUGA